Molecule: messenger RNA, 1503 nt
Organism: Erinaceus europaeus (western European hedgehog)
Lineage: Eukaryota; Metazoa; Chordata; Mammalia; Eulipotyphla; Erinaceidae
Gene: GZMK
Product: granzyme K
Exons: 5
Coding region: 462-1256 (264 amino acids)
Biological process (GO): proteolysis
Molecular function (GO): serine-type endopeptidase activity
Source: RefSeq, a predicted model, not a curated record
CACAAAGCAGAACUUGAACUGGGUCUGGCAUAUUCCACAAAGUAAAGGAGCCUGGAUGGGGAGGGAUGGGCUUUCAGGCCCUGGUGUAUUAUGAUUAAAAAGAACCUGGGAGGCAGCGGGUAGCAUCUCUGGCAGAAAACGGAAAAUUUUUACAGAGGUCCCAACAAAUGUAUUUACUGUUUACUGUAAAUCAUUAGUCCCUCAAUAAAAUAAUAAAAUACUUUUAAAGGAAAUCAGUUAUUUGUUGCACACAGAAUUCUCCCAUAACAGUGUUAGAAGCAUAGAACUGAAACUCCCCAAAGUGGAAAAAAAAAACAAAAAACCCACUAGGUGUGAAAACUCCUACCUCUAGAACAUCUGUGGUAAGAAAGUCAACUUAACGCCUGUGAGAUCAAAACUGCGUCUUCAGAUUCUCCGUCCUCUACCACACUGUUUGGAUUGCCUAAGUCUAAACCAAUAACAUGACUAAGUUUACUUCUUUUUCUCUAUCUUUUCUACUUGCUGCAGCUUAUAUGACUCCAAAGUGUUUCAGCGUGGAAAUUAUUGGAGGGAAGGAAGUGUCACCUCACUCUAGACCCUUUAUGGCUUCCAUCCAGUAUGGUGGUCAUCACAUUUGUGGGGGAGUGCUGAUCCAUCCUGAGUGGGUGCUCACAGCAGCUCAUUGCUAUAGUUGGUUUACCAAAAACAAGCCUUCCAAGGUGGUUUUAGGAGCACACUCCCUCUCAAAGGAUGAAGACUCCAGACAAAUAUUGAAUAUUAAAAAAAUUAUACCAUUCUCAAAAUUUACAUCAAAUCCUCAGUCAAAUGACAUUAUGAUGGUUAAGCUUGACAGGGCCGCAACACUCAACAAGUAUGUCCAGCUGCUCCACCCAAAGACCAAAAACGAUAUUAGAGCUGGAACCAAAUGCCAGGUUACUGGCUGGGGAGCCACCAAGCAGGAAACUCUAACACCCUCUGAUACUCUGCAAGAAGUCACGGUGACUGUCUUAAACAGAAAACUUUGCAACAGCCGAAACUAUUACAACCACCGCCCUAUUAUAACUAAAGACAUGAUAUGUGCAGGAGACAUCAAAGGCCAGAAGGAUUCCUGCCAGGGUGACUCGGGUGGUCCCUUGGUCUGCAAAGGUAACUUCUAUGCCCUGGUCUCUGGUGGGGACAAAUGUGGCAAAGCCAAGAAGCCUGGAAUCUACACCCUAUUAACCAAGAAGUACCAGACUUGGAUCAAAAACCAUCUUGCUCCCUCUCGUGGAAACUAAGACAACACAUUCGUUUUCUUGGAUUUUCCAGUUUCUUACACUCUGUUUUGCAUACUAUGCUGUGCAGGCAAACACUGUCUGCAGAUGGAAUUGGAUGGAGUCAAAACCGAGUCCCAAUGGGUCACUUUUGCCCCCCCCCCCCCGCCCUUAGGACUGAUUUUGUGAAAGUACAUGCAUCACUGAUGCAUUUCUGUUAUGCUGAUCUCAUUCUGAAUAAAAUUUAGACAACUCUCUCAUUGAAACAGAA